CUUUCCCUGCCUGCCUUCUGUAUCGCCAUUCCCACACUCACCCCUGCCCUUUGAGGACGGUCCGGAUGGCCGAGGAGCGGGAACAGCAAGCAGUUCUCUCUCCCUCUCUUCACACCUCCAAUGCUCUCCCAAAUCCGGACUCGUCUGGCAAUGGCGAGCAGUCAGUGAACCACAGCGACCCGCAAAGAUCAUCCGCGCUAUCCUCGACUGUGGGACCGGCAACGUUGGACGAGUCGGAUCCUCACCCAGCGCCAAACUCAGUUACCCCUUUGCCCCUAGCUACAGAAAAAGAGGCGCCGUCUUCUUCACAUCCGCGGAACCUCAUCUACACCGUCGAGACCCACGACAAUGACUCUAGUCUGCACACCUCCGACAAGCUCUCAUCGAGCUUGCACGAUUCUAGCAAUGUCGCGGUUCAGCCUGGACUAGCCUCAGCGAUGAAUGUCGCCGCUGCCUCUACUAUUCCAGUUAGUAAUGAAAGGUCCGGGCCGCACAUGCUUGAGGAGCAUGUCCUAGUGCCAGCUGCAGCCGAUGAGGAUCGUGAACAGGGGGACGAUGAUGGGGGAGUCAUCCGCUGCAUCUGCGACAUGAACGACGACGACGGCUUCACUAUCCAGUGCGACCGCUGUCUCGUUUGGCAACACUGUGCCUGUUUCGGCAUGUCGUCUUCCAGCGUACCCGAUGAGUACCUGUGCGAGGUCUGCGAUCCGCGUCCAGUGGAUGUAGCCUUCGCCAAAGCUCUGCAACAGCGCCGAAGGGACGAGGAAGCCCGUAAGACGAGUGUACGUCAGCCUCAAGCAAUCAGCUCUUCUGCAUCUCCCGCGUACCUUGCCCAAGCUAUAGCGGUGGUCGAUCCAGCUUCCGAGAAUACUGUAGCAUCGAGAGCCUCUCCGAUUGAGCUCGAUCAUAACACUGCAACACACCACAGAGCAGCCUCAAGCUCGUCGAAGACGCGAAAACUGAGCCAAAGUAUAGACCUGAGCAACACUGCUUUCAUUGUACCGGAGGGUCAAAGCAGUACCGACGGUCUCCCAAAAGCUUCUCGCAAGAAGCCCGGACCAAAGCCCGGUUCUCGAAAGACACCUUUAGCAACGCCCACGUCGGCUUCAACUCCCAGAGCCCUCAAUUUCCCAAACGUCUCUUCUCCGGCUGGAGUAGCCCGAGAAGAACGGGCAGCAGACGAGGAUCUCCUCAAUUCGGCAGACAAGCUGGAGGCCUGGCAUUUCGAAUUCACUCCCAUUCGUCGAAAUAUGGUGACGGAAACCGCUGUGUUUGACACGCUCGCCGCUAUCAUACACGACAACAAAGAUCAAACAACGGUGCCUGUUGAGGCAGAUGAAAAUGGCUUUCUGCUCGCGCCACUUGCCACUACUGAUGAGGCGGACAACGAGUUGGGGGCUGAAGAGGAGGCCAGCGGCAGCACAGCUCAGCAGCCUUUUGACCCCGGACAUUCGAGGGAGGGCAAGAAGCGUGUCCAUAGUCUUGGUCUCAGCGCGACCAGUAAUGAGUGUGUUCCACUUGCCAUUCGAAGCUCGUCCCUAUCUGACGCCGCAUGCGAGGUGUACGUCAAGGGUAUCUCGGAGGGCGCUGCCUCCGCCAUUUUUACAAAUGUUCUCUUCAUCACGCCAUUGCCUACUGAGCAAGCGCGAUCCUGGUCGGCAUCACGUUCCUUCUCCAAGCCAGUCAUGCAUGGCCUAUUCGCCGAAUCUGCAAUUCCUGCAGGAGCUUUCAUUAGCGAGUACAGAGGCGAGCUGUCCACAGCGGACUCGUAUAGGAACGAUCGUACGAAUCAGUACCAUAGCAUCGGAGCUACGAAACCACACGUCCACCUCUUCCCACCACCCCUCAGUCUGGCCAUCGACGCCCGCAGGUUCGGCACAGAGGCUAGAUUUGCGCGAUUCGGUUGUCAUCCCAAUGCAGUCAUUCGCCCAAUCCUCUUCUACAAAACCAAAGCGGGCGCCCAACACGAGCGAGAGACUCCCUCUGGAGAAUCCAGAGCCAGCUCUCCUGCUUUCGCGUCAUUGGGUGCUGAUGCAACGUCUGGUGCGACCUCAGACAGUGAUCCGGACAUUUGUUUCGGCCUCUUCGCGCUGCGGGAUAUUGCAAAGUCACACGAAAUUGUCCUGGGCUGGGAAUGGGAUGAUCAACACAUUGUGCAUUUCUUGCCCCAGCUCGUCCAGAAUCCCGCUCUGGAGACGCCCACAAGGCCUCGCUCGGUAACCGCCCUUGACAUGGCGAACAAAGGCGAAUUUCCCUAUUCUUCUACAUUGUUUGCACGGAAGAUGAAUUCAGCCACAACGGCGCUCUUGAGUACUUCCUUCUGUAGUUGUAUUGGAUCCGCCACCCCUCAGGGCGGUUCAAGUAGUGGCAGCGCUAGCUCUCACAAUGCUAGAAAGCAGGACUGUGCAGUAGCUCAGAUGCUGCGUGUGGGGCAGGGCAUGGGACUCAUGAAUGUCAACAUUCCAGGCAGUGCCAGGAACUCUCAUCGAAGGAUCAGGACUCCUUCCUUCGCCCCUCUAGUCGGCGUCCGAAGAUGGUGGCGAGGCUUGUCUAUGCCGCUCACGCCCCCUUCCUCUGCUGACAUCGAAGAUACACCGGAUGCACGAGACCUGCUCCUCAUGAACGGGACUGUGCCGGGACGGAUCACACAGCCAGGCAAAGUCAUACGCGUCUUGGAGGCUGACAUCAAAGACGCUGUGGAUCGGGCAGGACUCUGGAACGAGCAGAGGUCCGCUGCUAGCGAGAUGCACGCGCAGACCAUCCAACAGCGCGGGCACUCACACCGCCACUCGAAUAGAAUCAUCUCCCCUGGCGACGAAAGCAACGAAUUGAACGGUGCGAGCCAAUUCGAAUCUGAUUAUAGACUGGACGAUGGUGAGACCGAUGAAGAGCAAGAUCCAGGCGUCGUCUCGGACGUGUCUUCCAUUACGGAGCCUUUGGAAGGCCUCAGUGACCUGGAUAGCGCAGACGAUAGUCUUUCUCUGCAGAUGCUGGGAGCGAACGAGCCUGAUGGAGAUGAUUCUGAUCUCCCCACAGUUCUACCUCUCAAGAAGAGGAUCGCCGGUACUCGGCUAAAAGCCAACCACAUCUUGGCCGAUGAUCCUGAUCGCGAGGAUAAGACGAAUCGGCGCAAUGCAAGGAAAGCAGAAAGAGCAGCUGCUACGAACAAGGCAAGAGCGGCGAAAGCGGCCAAAAGACAGGUCAGUCUAGCAGCAGCGCGCAAGAGCGGCUUGACGAAGCACAAGGAUCGAAAAGAUGUUGCUGCUUUCGAUGCGGACGACUCGAGCGAGCUGUCGUCAGAGGACGAUGCGAUGGACGACGUUCGAAGCGGUCAGAAGUCGAAACGGCAACAGAGGCAGCGAUUGAAGCUGUCGUGUGUCCAACCCAGCUCGCCUCUUACAAGCGCCUCUGAAGGUGAACGGAACGGUGAAAAUGAGCAGGACGAUGACAAUGGAAGGUCAAUCCGGGCAGCAAUGCUCCACGAAGUCAACCGUCAGUCACGCCGAGGAGUCCUGAACGGUGAGCAGGAGGAUGAAGACAUGUCGUCGGGAUCCGAGCCUGUCCGAUCUGGCUACGUGGGUCGUCCGAAAACCCGACGCCCUAGCACAACAAAGACCGGCCGUGCUGUAGAGGUAGCGAAACGUGAUGUUGUACAGCGGCCGAAGCGGAAAAGGUCUUCCACGCUGGGUGAAGUAGCCAAAAGUCCCUCCACCGGUCAGUCGCGUCGUCGAAUCGAUACAGUCGAUGAUGCCGAUUCCACUGACUUGGACUCGUCAGACGUGAUGGGCGGGAGCAAUUCCGCUGGUGCUCGGAGGAGGAAAAGCAGCUCGAAGAGGUCUGUAGAUAGCUCUACGAAGGUUGUUGAAGAUGAUAAGGCACGAAUCUGGCAAGGAAGAACUUCACCGACACCACUCGAAGAAGAGCUUUCGACUCAGCGUUCUGACCUGUUCGAUCCUCAAAUCAAGAAGGAAGGCGUCGAGGAGCCGCUCGCGAGCGUGACACCCGCUACUCCCGCCCUGGCUCCUGCAGAACCCGAGAAACCCAGGGCGCGAUUGUCACUGGCUGAUUGGAAGAAGCAGCAGGCCGAGAAACGCAAAGCCGAGGCAGCUGCAGUUAUGCCCACGCUAUCCGCUACCUCUAUGGAGCCUGCGACCGGACCUGCGACUACCUACACCCUUGGCGAGCGAGCAAAUUCUGCUAUGUCGCCGCCCUUAGCGGCGGACGACAUCGCUGGAGUCCUCCCCUCUGCAAGUCGGCUGCCUCCACCUCCUUUGUCAGUCCGCACUAGUAGCUACGGCUUGCCUGUGCCUUCUGAUUCUGGCUCUGGUCCUUCUGCCACAUUCAGUCUCAGCGAAUUCCCUCCGGCUCCGCUUCCCCCGCGUGUUCCAGACGCCCAGCCCGCGCCGGACUCGGCCGAAGGACGACCACCAGUGCUGUCUCCGCCACCACUGCGACAUCCGUUGACUUCUCCAAAAUCGCCGGAAAUCAGGGCUACAGCGUCACCCGUCUCGUCUUUCAAAGUACCAGAGCGGACUGCUCUUUCACCUCGUCCGAGCGAUUCUUUGAUACCCUCCGCACCUGGUCCUCCCCCAGCCGCUCCUGCGGGCACGAUCUCAAAGCCUGCAAUCCCUGCCUGGCCCGCCACUUCAUCGCAGAUGUCACCAGUGUCGUCAACCAGACAAUCCGUGACCGCCUCCAGGCACACCGCUCCGCAGGUUCCUCUUGCCCCCCGAGCCUCUGUAGGUACGGAAGCUAGGGCCACACUACCAGGAAAUCGUGCUGUCAGCAAUUCAGCAAUCUCGCCGCCGCUGGGCCCUUCGCAGAGCAAAUUUUCUGCUAGUCCUCCAUCUUCUCACGCACUUCCAGGACCCUUGCCGCGAGGGGGCUGGAGUCCGCAAGGUGGCUUCGCUGUCCCCGGCAAUAUGCCACUCGCUCCUUUGACAACGCCUGGGCCAGACACUUUCGGUAGUCCUCUUAUGUCGAGGUCAGCAAGCGCGUCGUCUCAGGCCGCCGCGCAUCCCGCUUCGACAGGAGCGGCGCUGCCUUCGCCAUCACUAGCACUGGCACCAGGAUCAACGCCGGCCCUGCCACCUUCGGGUCCGGCAGCUUUGUCAACACAUGGUCUAUCAACACCAGCAAGCAGAUCAAACGAGCCUACUCCUAGUCCCAAAGGACAAGGCCUACGACAAAGUAGCGCAGGCUUCGCGGGCCCAGUCCCGGCUGCUCCUGCUGCUCUGCGCAGGAACAGUGUCACCGCCUCAACUUCAUCAGCACCAUCUUCAUCUGCUAGUGCACCGCCGGGUCACAUUCCUUCCGGGCCGACCGCAGCUGUAGCCGCGCCCUUCAAUCCCCCUAAAGGACCUAAAGCUCUUAUGACCCCAGCACCUCCCGUCAGCACGUCUACCACGGGCAGUAACGCAAUUUCCCUCCGAGCAGGAGGCGGGAGUGCCGGCUUCGCACCAGUGGACGUACCUGGACCACCUCGAGCUGCACAACCAAACAGUAAGAACUCCACCGCCGACAGCGGCUCUGAAGCAGGUGGCUCACCACCUGCAUCUGUGCAGCCCCAAAGACACCUCAGCAUCCUUGGACGCGGAGCCGCAGCGGCAGCUGCUGCAUCGUCUUCCUCCAACGGCGGCGUUGCAUCCGGAGCUGUAGAUCGAGCGAAUGAGCGUUUCAAUACUAGCCCUACUGCCGAUAGACCCUCGAGCAUUGGCUCGCCUCCGUUCCCCAGUAGCGGAUCUUUUCGAGGCGGUGCGGGUGGGGCAGUCCGUGGGGGGCUACGUGGAAACGCGCACCAUGGCCAUGGGGCGUUCCCUCGUGGCGGUGGCUGGGGCAACAGAGGAGGACGAGGAGGAGGAGCUCUCGGACCGGCAGGAGGUGCUGGGACCGGCAGCAAUGCUGGGUUGGGCGGUGUCUCCGGGUCCGGCUGGGCGGGAAGGGGCAGAGGACGGGGAGGAUCCAUGGGCGGCAGGUGAGCGGAACCGAGGACAAGCACAUAAAGGGCCGAGCGAAUCGUGGUUCCCCUCUGGGCCUUCUGGUAUUGUUUGUAUUUGUGCGAUCUUGUUGUAACACUCUCUUGCGAUCAGCCAAUCAAGAU
Messenger RNA from Microstroma glucosiphilum, 6100 nucleotides. RefSeq lists its product as hypothetical. NCBI's taxonomy places the organism in Eukaryota, Fungi, Basidiomycota, Exobasidiomycetes, Microstromatales, Microstromataceae. Gene Ontology annotation, molecular function: protein binding. Bases 66 to 5978 code for a protein of 1970 amino acids. The record is from RefSeq and is a predicted model, not a curated record. The transcript has a single exon.